GAACACAUGCUCUUUGCUAAUUGCUCUAAAAUUAUCCCUUCGCUUCCAGGGCGUCGCGUAUCGUGCUCGGUUCAGAGAUCGAUACAUAACAUACAUAAAGAGACAAUAUAUUUAACCUAUGCGUACACUUUCUGUAUAUCUCUAUAUCCAUGUCAGAGUAACCGACGAAGAAGAAAAGAUCGAGAGGUGAGCCUUCUGGAUUUGGGCUCUAUAGAUAAGCGUAUACACAACAUAGAGAAUUCCGUGUGUAUUCUUUCUCCAUAAACCCUUCAAACCUUUUUCCAAAUUUUCCUUGUUUUCCCCUCAAUUUUGCUUCCGAUUCUACAAUCAUGGUUUUGCUAUCACAUUCAAAACCCCCUUUUCUGUGCGAAUUUCGGGGAAUUUGACUGAUAUUUCCAAGGGUUUUUGCGUUACCAUAAAUAUACGAUACACCUAUAUCUUUUUUCAUUUCCUCUUGGUUCUUUUUGAAUGGGCGAUCUUGCUAUGGAAGAGGAUCGCCCGUUUUCGCCCACGUUUGCCGCACCAUUGUCUAAUCCGGAUCCGAAUUCGAUUCGGGCGGAGACUUGGGUUUUAGCUGAAGACCCGGUUCGGGAAGUGUUGAAUUGCAUCCACCCGACUUUGGAUUCUGAUGAGAAGAGGAAAGACGUGAUUGAAUACGUGCAGAAGCUCAUCAGAUGCAAUCUCCGAUUAGAGGUAUUCCCAUAUGGUUCAGUGCCACUCAAGACUUAUCUGCCUGAUGGAGACAUUGAUCUAACAGUCCUUAGUACUCCUAACUUGGAUGAAAAUUUGCCUCGUGAAGUUCUUCGUGUUCUUCAAGAAGAAGAGCAGAAUGGAAACACUGAGUUUAUACUGAAGGAUACCCAAUUCAUCGAUGCUGAGGUGAAGCUCGUGAAAUGCCUUGUUCAAGACAUUGUCAUAGAUAUAUCAUUUAAUCAGCUGGGUGGACUUUGUACAUUGUGUUUUCUUGAACAGGUUGAUCGCCUUGUUGGCAAAGAUCAUCUUUUUAAACGCAGUAUUAUUUUGAUAAAAGCAUGGUGUUACUAUGAAAGUCGUAUACUUGGGGCUCAUCAUGGGUUAAUUUCUACUUAUGCAUUGGAAACUUUAGUCCUAUACAUAUUCCAUGUCUUCAAUGCAUCUCUAAAUAGCCCCACAGAGGUUCUCUACAGAUUUUUGGAUUAUUAUAGCAAGUUUGACUGGGAUGAAUAUUGCAUUAGUUUGGAUGGUCCGGUUUCCAAAUCUUCAAUGCCUGACUUUUCUGCAGCUGAAACCCCAGAAAACCAAGGAACGGAUGUUUUGCUAACUGGGGAAUUCAGGAAGAAUUGUAUGGACAUGUUCAUAGUGCCUUCUAAGGGGCUUGAGACAGAUCAACGAGCUUUUACCCUAAAGCAUCUCAACAUAAUUGAUCCCUUGAAAGAAAACAACAAUCUUGGACGUAGUGUCCACAGAGGAAAUUAUUAUCGGAUACGGAGUGCAUUUAGAUUCGGGGCUAAAAAACUGGGUCGGAUUCUCGAAUCAAACAGCAAUAUGAAUAUCGGAGAUGAAAUCAAAAAGUUUUUUACAAACACAUUGCAAAGGCACAAACCGAAAUACGGGCCCGGCUUUACAUACGGUGGUGUCAAAGGGCUUGGCAAUUUGUCCAUAUCGUCCCUGAGUGAAGCUGCUUAUUACGAGGAUGACAUGUAUUCGAGAUUCUCAAAUGGCGAUUUUGAUGACAAGGAUUAUCCCAUUCCCAACUUAGCUGAAAACAAGGUGUCGGAUCUUGAGCUAUGGAUGGAAAGAAGCGAGUCCCAGAUCGUGGAUGGAGAUACCCUUUGCUUAUGUUUCGAUAAAAACGGGUCGGUGGAAAACGGGUCGGAUAAUUUGUCGAUUGGGGAAACGGAGUUAUUGAACCCGUUUUCGGAUCUUACAGGGGACUAUGAUGCACAUAUAAGGAAUCUGUUAUAUGGUCAAGGCUGCCAUGGUUAUGCCUUGUCUACAUCUAUGGUUCGGGCCACUCCCACUCCCAGUCCUCCUACUUCACCUUAUGAAAAAAAGAACCACCCGUGGGACCCACCACGCUCCGUAAUGCCCUUCCAGCCAAACACAAAUGGUGUAGUGAUGGGACACCCGGCCCCACAGUAUCUCAGUUACCAGCCCAAUGCUGCGUUACGUGGGACCGGGCUGUACAUCCCUGUUAUGAAUAGCAGUAAUUCAUCAACUAAGGAGAAACGGUCACCUACAAGAGGGGGAAGAGGAGGAGGUAGGAGCCGUGGGCCACCACCGUCCAAUGGUCAGGUGCCACGUGGUCGGGGUGGUGAAACCAAAAUGGUAGUGGAACCUAAUAAUAAUAAUCAAAUACGGUCUCCAAGACAAGGUGGACGUGUUGACCAGGUCAACGGUGGUAUUGUAAACCAACCAAGGAAACUCGAGUUUGGAUCUUUUCGGUCUAUCCCAGAGACUCCACAAACCCCAAAAAAACUGGAUGCGAAUGCCACAAAACAGGGAAGGAUCGGAGAGAAUUCAUUCCAUCUCAAGAACGAAGACGAGUUUCCUCCUUUAUCUUCCUAGAGAACAUGUAUAAAAAAAGAAGGAAAGCGGGAUAAGUUUUAGAUAUAUGCUGCUAAUAUAACUGAUCUUAGGAAGGAAAUCGAACCUUUUUUCCUAGUUUUGAGUUCGGGUUAUCUAUGGAACGUUUUGUUUUGUUUUUUUUUUUUUUUUUGGGUUGUUGUGGUAUAAUGUAGAGAGAUAAGAGAGGGUUAAAAAAGGUCGAGAAGUUGAAAAAAGGAGACUUUUGUUGACUAUGUUUUCUAGUGGGUUGGUUUUUUGUGCUUAUGUCAGCUGCCUUAACUGCUGGUUUUGGUUUUGAAACUUGAACCCCUUUUUAGUUUUUAUUAUUAAGUUUGUAAAUUAUUUGUAAAA
This is a messenger RNA of Lactuca sativa (garden lettuce), 2898 nucleotides long. RefSeq lists its product as uncharacterized. The record is from RefSeq and is a predicted model, not a curated record. NCBI's taxonomy places the organism in Eukaryota, Viridiplantae, Streptophyta, Magnoliopsida, Asterales, Asteraceae.